AGUGUACUCACGCUCCAGUCAUUCAGUCUCCUGAGGACCCACUCCACCAGACCAACACCAUGAAAUUCGCCGCUCUUGCUCUUGCCCUUCUGCUGGCUGUCGGCUCCCAUGCCGCUGCCAUGCAAUCCGAUGCACCCAGCCAGCUGGCCCACAUCCGGUCGGCUGUCGGUAUGUACCUGGAUCAGGUGAAGGACAGUGCCGCUCGCUCCCUGGACCAUCUCGAUGGAACAGAGUAUGCGUCAUACAAGGCCCAGCUGGCUACCAGCCUGGACAGCCUGCAGGCUAGCAUCAAGACCGCCCAGGCCGGCGCCGAGCCCUACACCGACGCCGCCGUCGCCCAGGUCAUGGAAGCCACCACUGAAGUCCGUGCCUCCAUCAUGGCAGACAUCGAGGCCCUGCGCACCGACCUGGCCCCCAAGCGUGAAGCGCUGAAGAAGGUUGUGGACGCCCACAUCGAGGAGUACCGCACCCUGCUGGAGCCCGUCCUCGUCGACUUAUCUGCGUACCAGAAGUCCCAGGUGGACGCCAUCAAGCUCAAGCUGGACCCCGUGAUGGACGAGCUGACCGCCAAGGUGUCCAAGAACGUGGAGGAGACCAAGACCGCCCUCAUGCCCCUCGUGGAGUCUGUGCGCAGCAAGCUGACCGAGCGCCUGGAGGGCCUCAAGACCAUGGCCUCCCCCUACGUGGAGGAGUACAAAGAGCAGCUGACCAAGGCCUUCACCGACGCACAGGCCGCCGCCGGCACCCUGGACAUCGAGGGCAUCAAGAAGCAGGUGUCCCCCCAUGUGGAGAGCCUGAAGGCCAAGGCAGACCCCCUGAUCGAGGACGCCAAGGCCAAGCUCACCCUGCUCUACGAGGCCCUCUCCGCCGCCAUGACCAAGGCCUAGACACGCUCCACAACCACCUGCUUCCUGCCGACUAAUCUCUCCUUCUUUGUCCCCCUAUGCAUCAUUCCUUCAUUUUCUCCCCCUACCCCCUUCUUCUCUCAGACCCCCACACAUACACACACACACACACACACACACACACACACACACACACACACACACACACACACACACACACACACACACACACACACACACACACACACACACACACCGCUACUUCUUUGUGUGAAGCCAAAUUGAUGCACUUUCUCUGCAACAGAAUGGUGGGACUCAAUAGCUUUCGAUCUCACACACACUCACACACACACACACACACACACACAAACACACACACACACGCACACACACACACACACCUCAC
This is a messenger RNA of Gadus chalcogrammus (walleye pollock), 1251 nucleotides long. Its product is annotated as apolipoprotein A-I-2-like. The coding region runs from base 60 to 887 and encodes 275 amino acids. The transcript has 4 exons. Gene Ontology annotation, cellular component: extracellular region. NCBI's taxonomy places the organism in Eukaryota, Metazoa, Chordata, Actinopteri, Gadiformes, Gadidae. Gene Ontology annotation, molecular function: lipid binding. The record is from RefSeq and is a predicted model, not a curated record. Gene Ontology annotation, biological process: lipid transport; lipoprotein metabolic process.